Molecule: messenger RNA, 3034 nt
Organism: Moneuplotes crassus
Lineage: Eukaryota; Ciliophora; Spirotrichea; Euplotida; Euplotidae
Source: the annotation of a GenBank genome assembly
AUGAAGUAUCCUAAAUGCAAUAUACGUAAAGAUUGAGACCUUGUGACUCAUCUCAUAAAAUGCUCCUCUGACAACAUAUUCGAUGAAGACACCUUUGUGUGUGAGAGAUGUGCAAGCAAUCUUUAUAUAGACGAAGAUCCCAUAAAGAUACCGAAUCUUGAAAUCAUACUAGAUUGCCUAAAUCUUGCUGAGUACAACUUAACCCAAAUUGACUCAUUCAAAGAAGCCCAUAACCUUGAUAAAUUAUGGAAAAAGUUACUGCCUGAGCUUGAAGCAUUGAUCAUAAGCAAUAUUGAACUCAAAGAUGACUUGGAAAUAACAAUUACUGAGAAUAAUUGGAGAAAGAUUCCUUCCAUUCAUAUCCAGUCUAAAAAUCUAUUAAGCUCAGUCUUGAACUCCAAACUUUACAAAGAAUAUUGCAGACAGUCUAACUACAUGAAGUUCUGUGACCAAGAAGCCAAGAAGAAGCCUAAGAGGCUUUCUAAGCUUCAACCAGAAGAGUCUAAGCUCAGUAUUGACAAAUCUGAGCAUGAAAAAGUUCUUAAGGAACUUCAAGAGACAAGAAAUCUUUGCUUGCAAAAAGACGAGAUAAUCACUCAGAAACAAGAUGAAAUACAGCAAAAGGACAACCACAUAGAAGAGAAAUCUAAGGAGAUCAUGGAAAAUUUUAUUCAAAUCAAAAAUUUUAGUCACCAGGCAAGUGAAGAACAGAAAUAUAUCAAACUGAAAGAAGAAAAGAUCCUUCAACAGAAGGCCCAGAUCGAUAAGCUUCUGAAAAAUCAGGAGCAAAUCAAUACCGCAAACCUUGAGCAAACUCAGUCUGAGAAAGACCAGGAAAUCAAAGAAUUUAAACUUAGGUUGUCAGAGCUUGAGAAAAAAGAUAAGAUACAACAAAAUAUUAUUAGCCAGUUACAGAAGAAAGUAACUGAUCAUCAAGCUCCAAAGAAACUUGAGACUAAAGAUGAUUACUUAGAUGCUUAUGCAGAAGGAUUUAAAACAUUUUUGAAGGCUUUAAAGGUGCCUCUAAACUUAGAAAUACCUGGAAUUGGAGAUGUUAAGGCCCAAGCUGAGUUAUUAAAGAAUAUUUCAAAGAUAUCUACACAAGAUCAGAGAGUCAAGCUCGCUCCAUUUUUGGCUAUGAAAUAUGAAGAUAUGUGAAACCCAAAAGGAGAAAUUCAGCCUAAUGUUAACCCUGCAGUGAUUGGGAGAUCAUUCCAAGAAAGAGAGUCUAAUAAGUCAACUCCCAAAUGUUCUGCAAAGGAUUUUCAAGAUAAUCUGCAAAAUCCAGCAGCUGGAUCGCACAAAAAUAUAUCUGAAUCUGAAACAGAGAUAGAGCCCAACACUUUGAUACCAGUGACACCUGACCUUGCUUCCUCAAUAGCCACUCCACCUACAUCUGAAUCCCCAAUAAAACUCCAGCUAAAACCCUUACUCUUAAAAUCUCCACUCCCCACAACUGCACUUCAUAAACUCCUGCAACAAUGCUCGACCUCUGACCAGCGUGCAGAUUUCGUCAGUACAAUACUAACUCAAGCUAUCGAAGAAGACACCAACCAGAGUAACCUUCAAGGAAAAGAAUGAAGAGUAGCUUCGUAUGCAAGCUUACUUGUGAAGCUAAAGAAUAAGGAAGCCCAGGAUAUUAGGAAACAGCUUCAGGAAGGAGUACAGGUGAAAAAUUUUAAUAUGAAGAAUGGAGAUGGACCUUUAAAAGAAGAGGUUUAUAAACAAAGUAAAGUUUUGUUCUUGGAGGUGGCCAGAGAGUUGGUUAUUAAAAGAAAUAUGAAAGACAAAAGGAAAGAAAUUAUUGAAGAGUAUAAAUGAAAGUUAUUUAACUAUCUUAAACUCAAAGGUGAGUUAUAUAUGAAUGGCUUCUGUGGGGUCGAUAUUCAAAUUAGUAUAUUAAAAGCUUUACUUGGUCAAGGAAAUGAUGAGUUUGCUCUAAAAGCCACUGGGUUCACAAUUGAAGGAGCCUGAAUACUCUUACAAAUUAUUGGGACUAAACUUAGAAAGAGGUUUUCAUGAAUUGGCCAGAAUGGAGAAAACCAACAAGAGAAGAGGAAGCUUAAAAAAGUAAAGAAGACUUAUAAUGAAAUUAUCAAAACUCUUAAGAAUUUAAAGAAACGUGAAUACAUGAAUACAAGGAUAGGAAAUUUAAUUGAAGAGGCGCUGAGUGUGAAGAUCGAAGAAUUACCUACUAACAAUCAGAAGAAAGAAAAUAGGGCUGUUAUUGAAGAGAAGAAAGAACCAUCUCAAAAAUCAGUCAGCGAGACUUCAAAAGAAUGUACCUCACAAUUAUUAGCGAAGAAGGAGAAAUCUGUUGCUUUUAAUUAUCUAAAUAUGGAUUCAGCCUUUCCUCCUCUAUCUUCUUCUGUUAAGCAGAGUAAGAUUCAACCAUCAGAACCAAAAACAUCUCAGAAUUCUUCACAUCUUUCAGAUAAUGAGUUUGUCUCUUUUUUCAAAUUAACCAAGAACAAUCUAGCUGAGUCACCAAAGGGUAAUUCUAAAUCUAUCCAACUUGAGGCACUGCUUGACAAACUUAUUCUCUCUGAAGACAUUCAUCUUGUCAAUUUUCCUAAUUUCCUUAACCUCUUAUGCAAGGAUAACAGUAUCACUAAGGAAGAUAUAGAAGCUGCUCUUGCGUCCUUUUGGAACAAGAUUCGUAUAUCUAAGCAUGAUUUUCCAAAAUUAAUCGGAACAUUUGUAGGGUUGCUAUACUCUAUCUUUGUUGACAAAAAGAUUGCUGAUUUCCACAGAUUCAUGGCUGGAGUUGAUUAUAAUGCAGUUCAAGACGAUCAAGGCAUUGACUCUUUUGAUGUUUACUUUAAAAUUUUUGGUACUUUCUUGCAUCUUAUCCAGUUAACACUAGGAGAUAAAAAAUUGACUCACUACUAUAAUCAUUUUCAAAUAAAAGAGGCUUGUCUUAAACUGAAAUCCCUCCCACAUCGCAAAGAGAUUUUCAAAGAACUGGCUGAUCAAGGUAUUUCAGAAAAGGUCAUUAUUCUAAUUGAUGUUAAAAGUUAGUGGAAUAUAAUUC